Rhagoletis zephyria (snowberry fruit fly) is the source of this 1486-nucleotide messenger RNA. Its product is annotated as tetraspanin-6-like. NCBI's taxonomy places the organism in Eukaryota, Metazoa, Arthropoda, Insecta, Diptera, Tephritidae. Gene Ontology annotation, cellular component: membrane. The record is from RefSeq and is a predicted model, not a curated record.
ACUUGGAACUAUUUAUUAUUGUAUUAACUCUUUCAGUCCUUAUUGAUAACAAAUAGCUGAUGCGAGCCGGGUACGUAUCUUCUUUAAAGACAUAUGAAGUCGCUGAUCUAAAGAAGAUAAGCAGAGAUGAUAGAUCACUUAGAUCCCACUGCCGGCAAAACGUACGUUUCUUUGCUGGCUGGGAAUUCUUCAACUCCCGCGGCCGAAAUUGAAGAAUCUCGUUCAAAGUUAAAGAGCCGUAAAAAAAAUAGCAUGCUCGCAUAUUUGUGUAAGCCAUUUAUGCCGCAUGUAGGUAAUCUUCGAAGUGCAUAGUGCGCAUUAUGCUAACGUAUAUGUAUACAUACAUAAGUAUGUACAUAAUGCACAUGUGUAUCAGGGGAUUUCGAGAAGUAUUUUAGUUGAUCUGGGCGUUUUGCAGCGGCCAAACUCGGUGACUUCUGACGGCAUAAUGGUUUGACUUUUAUGUCUGCAGACGGGCGUGAAAUCAUCAGUUACGGAAAGAAUAAAAGUUAUGGGAGAUAAUAAAUUUACUAGUUUGAAUUAAAAGUUAUACAAAAAACAAGAACAAUAAAAGAAAUAUGUUUAGUCCAAUCUAAAAGUGUGCAAUUAGCAAACAAGUAUCUGAGUAAAAAAAAAAUAAUACUACUCGUAAUCAGAAACUAUUUUGAAACAGUAGAUACGUAGUAAAUAAACAACAUCGUAAUAAAGAUGCUUUGUUCGACGCCAUUACUCAGACACAUUUUUUUGUGUGCCAACACACUUUGCUUGAUCGUUGGACUGAUUAUGGCAUUAAUUUGUGCGCUUUUCAUGAACUCGGUACAAAAUACGCAUUUAAUAUAUUGCUUACUUGGAUUAAUGGUGGGCCUUGUAACGGCGCUGUCUGCAUUGGUGGGCUAUAAAGCUAUUAAGCCGCCAAAGGCAGCGAUGCUGUCGAUGUAUUGUGCUUUGUUUACAAUAUUAUGCGUCACACAAGCUUAUAUUGUUACACAUCUCGCAGCGAGCAAUAUAAUCACAGCCACAGUUCAAAAUGUGGAGUUGCUUUGGGAAAGAGAAAUGGUGAGCGAAGGUCCCAUGGCGAGCAUUGAAAGUCGGUUUCACUGCUGUGGCCUACAUAACUACAGCGACUACACCUCUACGAAUUUGCCUUUGCCGGCUAGUUGCUUUUAUACGGAAAACGACGCCUGGAUUUAUUAUACUGAUGGCUGUUUGGAGAAAGUAAAAUUUGCUGCUGGUAGAGCAAGUGAUGCAUUGUCCAUUGCUGGCUUUCUGCUUACUGCGACACAGGUGAUGGCCUUAAUAUUUUCAUCCGCUCUCACUUUAGCGUAUUAUCGAACUGGAGAGUACCAAGAGUUGUAGUAAAAAGCGAAAUUUUAGGUAGACAUUUAUUAUCUUCACAUCCCCUAAAAACUUGCAGAUUUAAGCACUUCUAAAUCUUGAUAUUUUUCUAUCAAAAAUAAUUUAUUAAAAAUUAGCGUAUAAAAAUUAA